AGGGAUCAUAUAGUUAUCAUCUACCACUUUUCUCUUCUUUUAUACUAAGCAUAAAGUAAGACCAACCGGCGGUCGACAAGGAUUCAUCGUCGUAGCGGACAUUCCGUGACAGAGUGAGCUCAACGGCAGCAUAAUGAUGAUGAUGCGUGCGUCACGCAAUGUGACACUAGGCACUCACCAUCAAUUCUGUUGCCCUAUUACGAUUCUUUAAGGUGAUGAUUUAGUUUUCAGAUAAUUUACUACGCACAACAAAGUGAUAGAGCUUGACGCGCGAGCUGGUUAGAUCCGUAAGACCGUAACGUACCGAUUACAGCCAUGAACUCAAUCGUACUAACGCAUCAAGUGGUUGGUCGAUUGUCAAUAGAAUCGAACCAUAGUCUUCAUUAUUACAUUCGUUCAAUACAAAUCUAAUUCAACAAGCUGGACCAAGCAAGAUCCAGUGCUGUAGCCCAUUCAUAAAACAAUCAUCCCUUUGACCACAACCAAAAACAUUGCCAACGUAAAACCGUCUCCCCGUUUGCUCGCAUUUGACGCACUUUCUCGGCGCGAACAAUAAACCCAUCUAUUCCAUUUUUCAUCUGAGCUUUUUGCACGUGUGUCUCGCCAAGUAAAAACACCUGCAUCAAUCGACGUCACCCGUUCCUCCAAGACUUGGGAUUGUAUAUAAAACCCAGCUAUUCGCUACCACAACUCAGAAUCUUCCGUUAUCAGCAUUCUCAUUUCGACGGUAAAGCUACGAAAUGAAGCAGCACUUCCUUACUACCAUCUUACUUGCCGUCAGCCUGCUGACUGGCCCAACUCUGGCGCAAAUUAACGUCGGUGUCGGAGGCAUUGGAGUCACUGUUCUGGGAUCGUCCUCGCUCGUUGGCGUAACUGUUGCCGGUGCUACCACCACGGUUGCUGCUGCAACCACGACUGCUGCCCCGACGACUACAGCCGCCCCGACGACUACAGCCGCGGCUGCCACUACAGCUGCCGGAGCCACGACGACCGUUGCUGGUAACACAGUCGUCUUCGACAUCAACGGAAGCAUCGUUACUGUAGCUUCAAGCGAUCAAGCUACGAUCGACGCGAUUCUUGCAGCUCUAGCUGCCGCCACUACAACGACUGUAGCAGCCACAACUACGACGGCUGCGCCCACAACGACGACUGCUGCGCCCACAACGACGACGGCUGCGCCCACAACUGCUGCUACAACUGCGGCAACAACGACGACGGCUGCGCCCACAACGACGACGGCUGCGCCCACAACUGCUGCUACAACUGCGGCAACAACGACGACUGCUGCGCCCACAACUGCUGCUACAACUGCGGCAACAACGACGACGGCUGCGCCUACAACGACGACCGCUGCUGCUACUACUACGACUGCGGCCACUACCAUCACGGUUACGGUCAUUAUAAAUGGACAAACUGUAACUCUAACAGCCACCGAUGCCACCAUCCUCAACCUUCUAACCCAGCUCAUGAAUAGUAUGUCAACGACGACCACCGCGACGACAACUACUGCUGCCCCAGCCACGACGACCGUAACGGCCACUAACGUAGGAGGAGGCUGUCACAGGCAUGGAAGCCACGAACGAUUCGGAGGUGUCGGUAUCGGAAUUGGCGCCGGCAUUGGUUUGGGUGGUCUCGGCAUCAGAGGAGGAAUUGGGGCAGGAAUCGGUGGCCGUGGAGGAAUUGGGGCAGGAAUCGGUGGCCGUGGAGGAAUCGGUGGAUUCCAGCCCAGGCCCGGAGUCGGCGUCGUCCGCCCUGUUCUCGGUGCACUAGCUAACACGGCCGGUAACGUUGUCAGUUCGGGACUGAACUUAGCAGGAGGCCUAUUGGGUGGUGCAGCAAACCUUGCCGGAGGUAUUGUACGAGGCGUCGGUACGGCCGUGAGCGGUAUCGGAGCUGGAAUCAAUGCAGUGGGCGGUGGAGGCUUGAACGCUAAUGUGCGACCCUCUGCACAGUUUGGAUCCAACGGAGGUUUCGGUUUCAAUGCUGGGCUUGGUGGUAGAAUUGGCAGUGGACUCGGUUUCGGAGCAGGACUUGGAGGUGGUUUCGGAGGAGGACUUGGUGGUGGGUUCUUGGCACGUGCCGGAUAAACGAUUCAACCAUUCCAACGUUUUUGAAAAUAGCUAAUAUGCAGCAAUAAAGAAUAGAAUUCAUGCCUAC
This is a messenger RNA of Anopheles aquasalis, 2157 nucleotides long. Its product is annotated as mucin-19. NCBI's taxonomy places the organism in Eukaryota, Metazoa, Arthropoda, Insecta, Diptera, Culicidae. The record is from RefSeq and is a predicted model, not a curated record.